AACCCGGUGGAUUGACUAACCAGUGGAUUUUUUUAAUAAACGCUCGUGCCACAUCAAUUAGAAACUGGGAUCAUUGCCCUCUCGCUGGCUCGACCUACACAGACUGAGAUUGCUUUCUGGUUCUGCGCUCGACUCUCGUGCUGCGAUUCUGCUCCACGCACAAAGUGCAUCUGUCGGAAACCGGCGCUGAAGAUAUCUCCCCUCUGUCAGACAGGACAGCACGCAGCCACCGUCGGAUCAGACUACAGAGGAGAGAGAGAGAGAGAGAGAGAGAGAGAGUGUGUGUAUGUAAGAGAGGGAAAGAGAGAGAGGGGGCAGUGAGAGAGAGUCAGAUUCACAGAGUGUGUUUGAGAGGGAGGCAGAUUAAUGCCCAGCGAAAGACUGGAGUGAAACAGCUUAAAUAGAGAAGUGAACCUAUACGUCCUCUCCCGUUUUCCUUGCCAUCCCUUUCCUCCUCUCCUCCUCCUCUUCCUCUCCCGUUUUCCAAUAUUCACAGGACUGCCAGAGCUACUGCCACCUGCACCUCUUCACGUCUUCUCUUUCCUCCUCUUCCUCUACCUCACCCUUAUCACGCGUUACUAUCCGAUACCAGCUGCUGACGGACACGCUGCUCUUGGUUCGAGCACUCUCUUGGAAAUAUUUCCAUUGAUCCAGCAGUGAGAGACUGAGUGAGCAUCGAUACAGAGACUCCGGACCGGUGAGGCAACGUUUGUCAGGAGCUUCCUCUUCAGAGGCAGACCUUCUCCCAGUCGCUGUCCGGCACUCAGAACCUGCCUUUUCCCUGGAGGACCGGCUAGCGACACAGUGGUGCCGACAGCGAAGACAGGAAUCACACAGCUCCUCCGCUGCCUCUAUCCCAUUGCUAGCUACUUGGCAGCUCCCGCCCCCGUGUCACCAUUCCCUGCCUCAGUGCUAAGGAUUCCAGCUACAUGGGCAAGCGAUUGGAGCAGCAGCCAAUGUACCCUCAGUACACCUACUACUACCCCCACUAUCUCCAGACCAAGCAGCCCUAUGCUCCACCCCCUCAUCCCAUGGCUCCUCCCAGCCCAAGCACCAACAGCUGCAGCCAGGGAGGGGCAGAGCAGCUGAGUAAGACCAACCUGUAUAUCCGAGGCCUGCCACCUGGGACCACCGACCAGGACCUUAUCAAGCUCUGCCAACCGUAUGGAAAAAUAGUGUCAACCAAGGCCAUUCUGGAUAAGAACACCAACCAGUGCAAAGGCUAUGGCUUUGUGGAUUUCGACAGCCCAGCUGCAGCACAGAAGGCCGUGUCGUCUCUCAAAGCCACCGGGGUGCAGGCCCAAAUGGCCAAGCAACAGGAGCAGGACCCCACCAACCUGUACAUCUCCAACCUGCCGGUGUCUAUGGAUGAGCAGGAGCUGGAGAACAUGCUGAAGCCCCUGGGUCACGUCAUCUCCACGAGGAUACUGAGGGAUGCCAACGGGGUCAGCAGAGGAGUCGGCUUCGCCAGGAUGGAGUCCACAGAGAAAUGUGAAGUAGUGAUACAGCAUUUCAACGGAAAAUACCUGAAAACCCCGCCAGGCAUUCCAGCUCCCACGGAGCCGUUGCUGUGCAAAUUUGCCGACGGAGGGCAGAAGAAACGCCAGAGCCAGAGCAAGUACCCUCAGAACGGGAGGCCGUGGCACAGAGAAGGCGAGACUGGCAUGGCGUUAACAUAUGAUCCCGCUGCAAUGCAGAAUGGGUUCUACUCCUCGCCUUACAGCAUCGCCACCAACCGCAUGAUUGCACAGACCUCCAUCACGCCCUUCAUCGCUGCUUCCCCCGUUUCCACAUAUCAGGUCCAGAGUACGUCAUGGAUGCCUCAUCAACAAUAUGUUAUGCAACCUACAGGUGCAGUGAUCACGCCAGCCAUGGACCACACUAUGUCCAUGCAGCCUGCCAGCAUGAUGGGCCCUAUCACCCAGCAGAUGAACCAUCUGUCCCUGGGCACCACAGGAAGUUACAUGACUGCUGCAGCUGCCGCGGCGCCUAUGCAAGGGACCUACAUUCCCCAGUACACUCCUGUGCCUCCAACAGCCGUCCCUGUCGAAGGAGUGGUGACGGACGCCUCCCCCCAGACAGUGGCUCCCUCGUCACAGGAGGUGGCUGGCCAGCAGCAACAGAUCCAGGUGGACAGUGCUGCCGACCAUGUUCCUGCUUACUCAUACCAGUCCAAAUAGCAACGGCCUGAGCGAAUGUUCCUGUGACAGCGUUGCCUUGAGACAGAAGGUGGCUGCACUGUGAAUGCGAGGAAAGGAGAAAAGAAAGAGAUUGCUACCAGAUUGCCCAGGCACCAAAAAAGAGACACUUUUUUCAUUUCCUACCUGGCCUACGAGAAAAGAAAAAAAAAUGCAAGAAGGAGGUAAAGAGUGCUGAGGAAGGGGAUGGGGAAAUUGCUGGGCACAGUGCAAAGAAGUGAAAUUGUUUAGUCUGGGAACCUGCCUGAAGGGCUGGGCUGAAGCUUGAAAAGUUUCUCAAAGAAAAAUCUCAACCAAUUAAAAAAAAAAAAAGAAGAAAAAACAAAUAUAAAAUGUCAAAAAAAAAGGUUGAAUGCGCAGGUAGGUGAUGAAGUUUAUUUUGUAAUUAGAAAAGGGGAGUCAAGUUUGAGAUACACACAGAGAUUGUCUUCCUCAGAUAUUAAGCUACAAUUUCUUUUCACUCUUUUUUAUGUUCUAGUGUUAAAUUUUAGUUUUCUAGAUAUAUUCGAAAACAAAGUGUUUUUUUCUUUCUUGAAUCUUCAUGGCCUUAAUUUGAAGGGCGCCAGAAACUUUUUACAGAGUUAAAGUCUGACGUCCGGUUAGGGAAAAAAAAAAAAAAGAGAAAAAAAAGCAAACUAAAUCAGUCUCUUGGACCACUUGGAGGGUGCAAGACACUGGAUGUGUUGUUCUAAAGAGGAAAAAGAAUCUAUCACAUAAGCUGUACAGAUUUAAUAGAGAAGAGCUUUUUUUCGUUUCUUCAUUAGAAGAAAACUUUGAUAAUUAUUAUGUCAGAGGUAACUAAGUGUCAGAAGAAAACAAAAUGUCUGUUGGGGAAAAAGACUCGGGGGAGGGAGGCGGGAGGGGCAGCUUUGAAGAGAUUUUUCACAAUGAGGAAAAAAUGAAAACAUAAGAAAACAUGCUGCAUUGUGGAUGCAGUCUGUUGCAAAUGCUGAACUUGUUUUUUAUUAUCAUAAUUAUUAUUUUACAUGGCAAAGUUGCUGUCAAUGACAUUAGUGCUUUUUAUCUGCCACAUUUUACCUUUUUUAUGAGCUUUAAGAUGUUUUUAGCCCGCUUUGCUUGUCACACUGCAAAAAAAAAAAAAAAAAAAAAGAAGAAGAAAAAAGUAUUAAAUGAACAAAAAAAAAAACCUACGGAAAAAAUU
Chelmon rostratus (copperband butterflyfish) is the source of this 3360-nucleotide messenger RNA. RefSeq names its product RNA binding motif, single stranded interacting protein (gene rbms3). NCBI's taxonomy places the organism in Eukaryota, Metazoa, Chordata, Actinopteri, Chaetodontiformes, Chaetodontidae. The record is from RefSeq and is a predicted model, not a curated record. Gene Ontology annotation, cellular component: ribonucleoprotein complex; nucleus; cytosol. The transcript is spliced from 14 exons. The coding region runs from base 930 to 2180 and encodes 416 amino acids. Gene Ontology annotation, molecular function: poly(A) binding; poly(U) RNA binding; mRNA 3'-UTR binding.